This is a messenger RNA of Chanos chanos (milkfish), 1247 nucleotides long. RefSeq names its product exosome component 2 (gene exosc2). The record is from RefSeq and is a predicted model, not a curated record. Lineage: Eukaryota; Metazoa; Chordata; Actinopteri; Gonorynchiformes; Chanidae. Gene Ontology annotation, biological process: nuclear polyadenylation-dependent rRNA catabolic process; U4 snRNA 3'-end processing; nuclear-transcribed mRNA catabolic process, deadenylation-dependent decay. The transcript is spliced from 9 exons. Bases 1 to 885 code for a protein of 294 amino acids. Gene Ontology annotation, molecular function: RNA binding. Gene Ontology annotation, cellular component: nuclear exosome (RNase complex); cytoplasmic exosome (RNase complex).
AUGGCGGCUGAUAUGAGGUUGCCUACUGCAGGAGAACAAAUUUCAUCGUCUUCUCUUUCGUUGUUAGAUGGAAAACAUCUAGUCGUUCCAGGAGAUGUUAUCACAUCUGACACGGGGUUUAUGCGGGGUCAUGGAACCUAUAUGGAUGAAGAGAAGCUUACAGCCUCAGUGGCAGGGGAGGUGGAAAGGGUCAACAAAUUGAUAUGUGUGCGUCCACUUAAAACUAGGUUCAAUGGUGAAGUUGGUGAUGUUGUAGUUGGUAGGAUCACAGAGGUUCAGCAAAAACGAUGGAAAGUAGAAACCAACUCCCGUCUGGAUUCUGUGCUGCUGUUGUCCUCUGUCAAUCUUCCGGGAGGAGAGCUGAGGAGGAGAUCAGCAGAGGAUGAACUGAGCAUGAGAGACUACUUACAAGAGGGCGAUCUCAUCAGCGCAGAAGUACAGUCUGUUUUUGCAGAUGGGGCUCUUUCUUUACACACUCGCAGCUUAAAGUAUGGAAAGCUGGGACAAGGGGUGUUAGUUCUUGUGUCACCCUCUUUGGUGAAGAGACAGAAAACUCAUUUUCACAACUUGCCAUGUGGGGCUUCCAUCAUUCUGGGGAGCAAUGGUUAUAUAUGGCUGUACCCUACUCCAGGACAGCAGGAUGAAGAAGCAGGAGGAUAUUACACAAGCAUGGAGCCUGUGCCACUCUCAGAUCGAGAGGUUAUCUCUCGGUUAAGGAACUGCUUGUUGGUCCUGGCUGCCCACAAAAUACUGCUUUACGAUACCAGUGUGCUCUACUGCUUUGAAUCCUCCCUCUCACACCAGAUCAAAGAUAUCCUAAAGCCAGAAGUGAUGGAUGAAAUUGUGAUGAAGACUCGGCAGCGACUGAUGGAGCAGGAGGGUUAAAGAUCAAGUCACUUUUAGCAUAUGAAAUCAUUCCAAGAAAAGGACUGUCUUUUCAUACCAAAAUUAGGUAUGAACAGCCAAGAUUAACAUUAGAACACCCUAAACACUGUAAAAGGGUGGGUAGACCUCUUCAUUCUUUUUUUCCCCCCACUUAAGAUUCAAGUUCAGCUGGUGCUGUGCUCAUUAUAAUAUAAAACCUGUCUUUGUCUGACAUUGUGAUGAGCUUUGACAGUUCUGCUUUUUAACCAUAUUGUGAAUAUUCUGUUCUGAUAAAGCUUCCUCUGGGAUACAUUUUGAGUAUAUCUGAAUCAACAAAUACAACCAUUUUGCCAUAAAUUAUCUGGAAAUUAUAACAUUUUGAC